Messenger RNA from Phyllopteryx taeniolatus (common seadragon), 5213 nucleotides. RefSeq names its product bone morphogenetic protein/retinoic acid inducible neural-specific 2 (gene brinp2). The record is from RefSeq and is a predicted model, not a curated record. The transcript has 9 exons. NCBI's taxonomy places the organism in Eukaryota, Metazoa, Chordata, Actinopteri, Syngnathiformes, Syngnathidae. The coding region runs from base 526 to 2988 and encodes 820 amino acids. Gene Ontology annotation, biological process: positive regulation of neuron differentiation; negative regulation of mitotic cell cycle.
GGAGGAAUAGAGAGAGCGAGAGGGAGAGAGAGAGGGAAGAAGAGCUGUGGCGCUUUCAUGAAGCAUCAUUGGCGCAACAUCCGCGCAAUGAGGACUUUGUAACAGAUCCAGGGUGGGCAGCAUGGCGAGCAAGUGCGCGGUCGUGCCUCAACAAGGAGCCCAGUUGGUCCGAAGAGCAAAAUGAGACCCCUCCCCCCCCAAAAAAGAUGUCCUCUGGAUUAUUUAGCCGCCGCUCCAUCGACAUGAACUUUAUCAGCGUUUGAACUGAUUGUACAGCCGCAAAAACAAUAAGACGGCAAUUUCCAGCAAGUCCCAAGUGGACCGGAUGCGUGCGACCCCCGGUGACAAUGUGUCGCGAGUGACAAGGGAAGGCGGCAAGAGGAACGCGGAGUCGCUGGCGUCUCGUACUUCUUCUGGCUUUCCCACGCGAACCCUUCAGGAAACACAGCAGGACGUCAACUGACCUUACCUAGGCCAGUGGGAGGUGACUGUCAGAAGAAAUGCCGGUCCUCCACCAUCGGGACCAUGUCAACCAAUUGGCCUAUGAGAAAAGAGGAGUGCUCCCAUGGAUCUGCCUUUCCCGCUAGAUGGUCGGCAUCCUCCUUGAUGCUUCUAUGGUUGUCGUGGGUGUUCUUGUGGGUGCUGUGGCCCAUCCGAGCUGAACAAGCGGCCAGCGGGGGGCACGCGGGCAAAGCGCUCCAUGGUUCGCUGUCGUCCCCCUCGGCAUCUUCCUCCUCCUCCUCGUCCUCCUCCUCCUCCUCCCCCUCCAGUUCCUCUGCAUGGGGCUUCAGCACAAGGCAGAGUGGAGGGCAGCUGGACUGGCUGCUGUCAGAAAAGGGACCUUUCCACCGCUGCCCUGAGUACACUGAGUUCAGAGAGAGGUUCCAGCAGGGAUUUUCUACCAGAUACAAAAUUUAUAGGGAAUUCAGCCACUGGAAGGUAAACAGCCUGGCUACAGAAAAGAGGGACUUCUUUAAAGCUCCGUUGCCCUUAGCACCAGAAUUCCUACGUAACCUGCGAUUACUUGGGCGACGGCCAACCUUGCAGCAAAUCAACGAAAACCUCAUCAAGAAGUAUGGAACUCACUUCCUGGUGUCUGCUACCCUAGGAGGGGAGGAGUCCUUAACCAUUUUCCUGGACAAGCAAAAGCUAAAUAAGAAGUCAGAAGGCAAUAGCAACAGCACUGUGGUGUCACUGGAGCUACUCCAUCAGCUAGCAGCUUCAUACUUCACAGAUCGAGAAAGCACCCUAAGGAGACUGCACCACCUCCAGAUCGCCACUUCAGCAAUUAAGGUAACAGAGACAAGGACGGGUCCUCUCGGCUGCAGUAACUAUGACAGCUUGGAUUCGGUUAGCUCAGUGUUGGUGCACAGUCCAGAAAAUAAGAUCCAUCUAAAAGGCUUGCAAGAUGUCCUGCCUGAGUUUCUGCGUGGGCGUUUUGUGGUUGCAGCCCUCAGUUAUGUGGCAUGUAACUCGGAGGGCGAGUUGCUCUGCCGCAACAAUGACUGCUGGUGCCGAUGCUCUCCUCGCUUCCCAGAAUGCAAUUGUCCCUUUGCUGACAUCAAGGUUAUGGAGGAGAACCUGGAGAACAGCAAAGAGGCCUGGAACAGUUUCAACCAAGACUUCACUGAAUCAGAUGAAUUCAAAGCCUUCCUGAAACGCUUGCCCACUGAUCAAUUCUUGAAUAUUUCCAUGAUUGCCAAGUACUGGUCAGCCAACGCGUCUCUCCAGAAGCGCUAUGCCCAUCUAAAGACCAGCACAGCGUUGGUCCUGGGCAAAGCUCAGAAGAUUAUCAGAAAGUUGUUCACCCUCAGCAAACGAUGUCCAAAGCAACCUCGAAUCAGUCUCCCUCGAGAAAGGUCGACUGCCUUUUGGUUGAGCAAGGCUCAGUCACUCCUCUACUGCAAUGACCACGGAAUGCUCGGAUUUUUCUCUGAGGAAGUCAAAAGUUGCAGCUGCCCCGUGGAACAGCCAACUUGUCAGGGUGCCAUUCCCUGUGUUGUUGGCUCCUCCUUUACUUCCUGCUCCGCUUGUGCCGCAGACAACAUAACCCGCUGUGGAUCCUGCCACCACGGCAAUCUCCUACACCUUGGUUCCUGUCGGCCGAGCGUCGCCACAUCCCUGGACCACUAUCUGAAUUUUGAUCUCGACAUGCCAGAUUCAGAGGUGAAAUACCUACUUCAGCAGCUUGACAGCAGGAUUGAAGUCCACGCCAUUUACAUUAGCAAUGAUGUCCGUCUGGGAAGUUGGUUCAACCCUGCUUGGAGAAAGAGGAUGCUGCUUACUCUCAAGAGUAAUAAAAAUAAGUCAAAUCUUAUCCACAUGUUGAUGGGCAUGACUUUCCAGAUAUGCUUAACCAAGAAUUCAACACUUGAGCCAGUGCCAGCAAUUUAUGUUAACCCUUUUGGGGGAAGUCACUCAGAGAGUUGGUUCAUGCCAGUGAACCAGCCUGACUUCCCCAACUGGGAGAGAACUCGACUGGAUGCUGUGACAACUGCACAAUGUUACAACUGGACAUUGUCACUGGGGAACAAAUGGAAGUCCUUCUUUGAAACCGUUCACAUCUAUCUGAGAAGCCGCAUUGUCACUGAUGAUCCAACAGUGAAUGAAACGCUCUUCUAUGAACCUUUGGACAUGGAUGACCAAAAAUCAAACCUGGGCUACAUGAAGAUCAACACACUGAAAGUUUUUGGUUACAGCAUGCACUUUGACCCCGAGGGCAUUAAGGAUUUGAUACUCCAGCUGGACUACCCAUAUACACAGGGUACACAGGAUGCUGCCUUUUUUAUGUUGUUGGAGAUGAGGGAUCGCGUUAACAGGUUGGCCCCACCAGCGCCGCAGCCACUUGACCUGUUUUCUUGUCUUCUGCGGCACCGGCUCAAAUUGUCAGCUGGUGAGGUGGUGCGCAUCAAGGAAGCUCUUCAGAUCUUCAAUUCAAAGCUCCCCAAUGCCUCUCCUGAACUUGAGCUGGUUCAGCUCUGCAGCUAACUAGCUUAGCAUUCAAGGCAGAAUUUAAAUGUCCAGUGAAGGAGAUUCGGGGAUAUUAUUGGCAUGAGCAACGUAGCUCCCGGUAAACCUUUGACCUCAUCUGGAUCAAUAUUUUACAAGCCUGACCAAUGGAAAUGACAAAGUCUCUUGGCUGGUUUUCCAGUGUCACUUGUAAUCUGGAGGAUUAUGACUAUAAGGACUGUAAGAGGCCAACUAUUGAGGCAUGUUGGAGAACAUGAAGCUCUGUUCAAGUGCUCUACUGAACUUGCCUGGAGGCUUGCCUUUGCUAUAACUGCCUUUCUUUUGGCAAACUGGAUGACAGCUGGGGGACUCAUCAAAGUAACUUAGGCUUCUGUCUUGCAAAGAGAGAUGUGAUUUAAUAUGUAUAGGGAAACUCUUGAGGGAUCAACAUUAAUGAUCUAAUAGAGAAUGAUCACCCUUUUGUAACCCUAUUUUUUUUUGUUAUGGAACAAUCUAGAGAAGAUAAUAGUGGAUCAAAUUAAACGUGCAUUGAACAAUGUUAUGCUUACAUUUUGAGAACCCCAAUCUUGUUACUAUCAUUGAAUAUUUCUUUUUAAUCCCUACCGUUCUUUUCUGAUGUUUCAAAUCUUGUAUCUAUGCUGAAUAACAGAAGUCUGUUAGUGUUAGCUCUGUACUUGGUGGUGUGUCUUUAAAAAAAUAAAUAAAAAGGUAAACACAUUGCCAAGGCAAAUAGGAAAAUAGUUUAGAAUUUUUUGUUUGUUUGUUUCUUCUUUUGAGAUGAAAGCCUAACCAAAUUCUGAUGUGGUUACAAAAAAAGCUUUGAAAGUACAGUGCUGUAAAUAAUGCGCCAUCUAACCUGAGAUGUGAAUAUGUGCACAUUGCUUUUUAGAUAACCAAGAGCAAAGACAAAAAAAAAAAAUAAUAAUAAUAACAAUAAAAAAAAAAAAAAGACAGAAAUGUUUAUAACAACUCAUGCCUUAUAUGGAGUCAGUGUUGUGAGAAGCACAUUUAGUUUUGGUGUUUGAUUUCCUGGCUGGUGAUGUAUUGCUUUUAAGAUUUAAAAUUUUCUACCAAUAAAAACAUAUUCUUCACGUAAACUGUAGCUUUUCCAUGUAAAUGCUGUUCACGCUGCACCAUUUGCUUUGAUUCAGUGAUGUGCAACUGUUUACAGUGCACACCAGUACAUAAUGAUGUAUUGUAAUUGUUCAGUAAAGGUCCUCUGGGUCCAAUUAGAUAUUCUUUCAGCACCUGAUGUGGUUGAUAUUACUAAAAAUUUCAUCAUAUUUUUGACAUUUUUAUUCCGCUACAAAAUGACAGGUCUAAUGUUAUCUGCAAGAUGCAAAUGUUGACUGUUUGUAAGGUUUCUGAAGGGCAGUGACGGUAAUUCUGAGAAUUGCAAACACCACCUUAUAACAUUUACUAUUAUUAUUUUUAUUAUUUGAUUCUGUAUUUUAAAAAUCAAUCUGCUUUUUUGUCAUUUCCAGCUGUCAACCUGUUUUCAGCUUCACAAAAAGAAAAUCAAAUGGCAUGUUUGUUUGGAAUUCGUUGACUUGCUUUCGAAUGUUUUAUGAUUUUUACUCUGAAAUGCACUCACCUCUAUAAAGGUACUGUACUCCUAAACUAAAGAACAAUAUAAUAAAUUUACCUUUGUGUUUAUUUUUUAAGCUGGAGUUGAUUUUUAAACCCAAUUAGUUUACAAAGUUUCCAGCAAACUGUAAUUAUAUUGAAAUAAGUGCCACGAUGAAUACAAUUGGUUGUUAAAUGGAAAGGGUCACCUGAAUGAAAAAUGGACCACCAGUGUGAAGCAAAGUAAGCUGUAGCCUGGGGGGGGUGACAUGGGGUGCAACUUGGAUAUGGACAGCUGAGGCUGCUGGGAAUUUCCCCCUCUUAUCGGCUCCCUUGUGUUUCCCCACAUUACCCCAAAACAUUUUCUCUGUUUAUUCCUCCAUCUGCCAGGAUCCUCUGAGGCAACUUCACUCACAGAUUUUUCCUCCUUUAAAUAUCAAUGUUUUCAUUUCCAUUACUCCAUGUUAGCCACCUCCUUCCAGUCGCUUAUCUCGUUGGUCCUCGGCAAACCAUCUGGAAUGUUCCAUCUCCAUCUGUUGGCCCUGCUCCACCACCCACAGGGAUUUAUUUUCCUCAAGUUCUGGAGCUUAUUUAAUAAUGUUACAACAUGGCAUUGAUGUCUUAUUGCCCAAAAAAAUCCUCUUGUUAUAUUAUUACAAUAAAUGUUAUAACUUGCA